Molecule: messenger RNA, 2666 nt
Organism: Erpetoichthys calabaricus (reedfish)
Lineage: Eukaryota; Metazoa; Chordata; Cladistia; Polypteriformes; Polypteridae
Exons: 9
Coding region: 41-2422 (793 amino acids)
Source: RefSeq, a predicted model, not a curated record
CCGAAAGUAACAUAACGGACUCGUUUCCUCGCCUUCUGCCAUGAUGGACGCGCCCGUCGUUGUCAUCGUUGUUUUUCUGCUCCAGGUCUCCAUUUCAGAGUCUCUUGUCACAGUUCAGACCGCACAGCCUUACCCAGUGGUUCACAUUGGGUCAGAGGUCCUGCUGCAGUGUUCCUUCACGGUGACGUCAGGUGCCAUUGAUGUUAAACAGCUGACAGUCACCUGGAUACAAUAUGCACUGAGCGUAGCAAAGUACGACCAGGAGGACCUCAUUGAGAGACCGAGACUGAGCCUGAACACUGAGGGGAUGAAGAGUGGAAACACAUCUCUGCUCAUCAGGUCUGUCAGCUUUGAUGAUGGCGGUCAGUACAGGUGUACAGUGCAACAUAAAGGAGAAGAAGGAGAUGUGGACAUCUAUGUGUCUGUCAGAGCGACUCCUCAGGUGUCCAUAAAGCUGGAAACGAACCUCAGUCUGUCUGAAGGAGUGGUGACCUGUGAAGCUGUGAGUUUCUACCCACAAGCCAUCAGCUUUAACAUCACAAGAAAGGGUGAUUUGUUAAAAACAGAGAGGCUGACAUCGGAUCAAAGUCCAUCCAGGUGGCGUCUACCUGAUGGGUCCUUCAGUGCCAGGAGUGUCUACACCUUUGACGUGAGUGACAUCAGGAACAGCAGAGACACAAUAAGCUGUGAAGUGACACAUGCAUCUGUGGAUCAGCCAAUCACAGUCUCCACCACACCAGGGGUUCCAGUGGUCUCAUUGAUGGGUAUUGCAGUGCUGCUGCAUGCCCAUCAGGUAGUCUGCCGUGCUGAGAACUUCUACCCAUCAGAGGUGGUCUUUACCUGGAGGAGGAGUGAGGAGGUCAUGAAGUCAGAGACCCCACAAGCGUCAUGGUCACCCACUGGCACCUUCACUGCAGAGAGCUCGUUAGAGUUCACUCCACACAGUCGGGAGCCGGUGUCCUGUCAAGUGGAGCACAUGACUGGCGCAUCUGAGAGGAAAUACGUCACAAGCAGCGGGUUGGCAGCAGGAGAGAUUGCUGGGAUAGUCGUACUCGUCCUCCUCAUCCUCCUCCUCAUCCUCCUUUAUAGAUGGUAUUUAUCUUCAGUGAAGUUGACCCCACUUGUCGUUGGCAGCUCAGUUAAAUCUUUACCCAGAUUACUAGAGUGCACCCUCACAGGCUGGGGACUUAAACUGGUCGAUGUGAAGUGGUUUAAAAAUGACCAGUUCGUCUGUGAGUCCAACCUAAAAUGGACGCUGGAGGAGGAAGUCUUGAUGCCCUGUACUAGCUUUGCUGAUUACUCCGCUGAGAGACGUCCACUAAGUAAACUCUGCUGUAAUGGAGAGCAUGUCCUUGAAUUGGAGAUAAAAAAGAAAUCACUGGAUCUCCUGACUGCGGUGUUCAAGUGUCGGGCCACCCACAGACUGACUUGGAGGACAGUGGAGAGGACCUUUUCAGUAGCAGAAUACAUCAAACCCAUUGUGAGUGAGAUAUGCAUAGACACCACUCAUAAAGGAGGUGAUGUGUCACUGAAUGUCACUGUGUCUGACUACCGCCGUCUGGAAUGGACGAUUGUGUGGACUGUGGAUGGAAAAAACAGAAAAGAGGAAAUGAGGAGUGAAAACUUUGAUGAGAAAUUAGAAUUGUACAUAACGGAGAGUGUCUGUCGUGUCACAAAGGAUGAAUACUUGAACAGCAACAUCAGCGCAGAGAUCAGACACGAUGUCCUGAAGAAGCCAAUAAAGAGGACCUUCAAUAAAGCCUCAUUUAAUUGUACAGUCAAGUGCCUAAUGUGCCCAGAUCCUAGCAACAUCAGUUUACUGUUCUGUAAAGUGGAAGGUCUCAUGUUAGAUAAGCCGGAGGUCCAGGUGACCUGGUGGAGGAGCAAUGAAGACGGAAGUAACAAAGUGACCGCAGGUAGUGAUGGCUGGAAAAUCGAAAAGGACAGUGAGAAGUCUUAUUAUGUGAGGACAGCAGAUAACACCUUCACAUAUGUGCAAUGUCGUCGAUUUGAACGUAAAGAUCAGUCAGAAAAGAAGAUGAAGUACAACUGUGAGGUGAAAUACCCUGGACAAGAGAAGCCCUGUGUGUGCCAAGUCAUGCCAACUACAUUGAAAUUCUCUAAACCUGUUAUCAGAGGACCACAGGAAGUCUUGUGGACUGAAGAUCUCUGUGUGCUGCAGUGUGUGAGCUCAGGCAACUAUCCUCUUGAAAACGUUAAGAUGAAGUGGAUAAGGAGGAAAAAGGAGGGAGGAGAUGAAGAGGAGGCAGAAGAGUGGCCUGCUAAAGUGAUUGAAAAUGUACCUUGGAUGGACGUUAACGAGUACCAAGUGAUGUCACAGGUGGAAUUCAAACCAAAGUCCAAGUAUGAGAUGUCCAACAUGAAAUACUACUUCAGAGCAGAAUCUGAACUAACAGAGUGAGAUCCUCAGCUGAUGAUUUAGUAGUAGAGACAAGGGGGCUCCGCCCCCUGCUCGCCUUGCUCGCCUACCCCCGGCGUUUUGAACCCGUGCCCGCUGGGAAGCCACAUGUGAGGAUGACGCACGUUCACCCGUGUCAGUCUGGGGCCCCCCACUGUCAAUACGAGCUGUGCUGUACUGCGUUUGUAUAUUCCUGUAACCUGAAAGGCGCUAUAUACAAUAAAUAAUUAGCUUCUUGUGCUCUGAA